Messenger RNA from Daucus carota subsp. sativus, 2713 nucleotides. RefSeq names its product CO(2)-response secreted protease-like. Gene Ontology annotation, molecular function: serine-type endopeptidase activity. NCBI's taxonomy places the organism in Eukaryota, Viridiplantae, Streptophyta, Magnoliopsida, Apiales, Apiaceae. Gene Ontology annotation, biological process: proteolysis. The record is from RefSeq and is a predicted model, not a curated record. Bases 225 to 2606 code for a protein of 793 amino acids. The transcript has 11 exons.
GGGUAUCUUUGAUAUGAAGUGGAAUCCGGUUGAGGAUAAUGUGUGUCCCUUGCUGGCACAAGCUGAUGCUGAUGGUCACGUAAGGCUUCAUCGUAUUGAAAAUGCGGGAGACAAAACGGUAGCUAAUGAUCAGCAAGGAACAACUUCCGGAGUUACAUUACAAUGGUUACUACCAGUGAUGUGCUAUUGUCACAAAACAGUGCUUUAAACGGAAGCGAAACUCAAUGCUGAGCAAUGAGCAUAUGUUCGAUAACGAGAGAACAGUUUCUAUGCUUUCAUCUUUAUUUCAAAAUUUUCUCCGGUGGUCUAUCGGAACUGUUCCUGUUUCAUGUCGCCGCAACACUGCAGUUACCAGUGUAGCUUCUGAUCAAUCAGGAGAACAUGAAGUUUAUGUUGUUUACAUGGGCGGAAAAGGCUCAUCGACUCCUGGAACUUUGAGAGAUGAUCAAGCUCGGCUUCUUGAGCCUUUCUCCCAAAGAAAUGGCGUGGUACAAGUAUAUAAACAUGGCUUCACAGGAUUUGCCGCCCAUAUGUCUAAAGAGGAAGCAAAUUUAAUAGCUCAAGAACCAGGAGUUGUGUCUGUUUCUCGUGAUAAGAUGUUUAAACUACGCACAACAAGGUCGUGGUCUUUUCUCAAACUUCUCAAAUUUCAACAAUACCUGGAUAAUCCUAUCAUGUCGUCAACAGAGCUCCACAGUUCCAAGGUUCGUGGAGCUGACACUAUCAUUGGUAUGAUGGAUUCAGGAAUUUGGCCAGAAUCUAAGAGCUUUAAUGAUAAAGGUCUGGGCCCGAUCCCUAAACGGUGGAAAGGAACUUGUCAGGAAACAGAAGAUUUUCGCGCUUCAAGUUGCAACAGAAAAAUAAUUGGUGCACAAAAUUAUGAAAUACGCAACAAGACAUGUAGAGACGUUUUUGGACAUGGCAGCCACACCGCUUCAACUGCCGCGGGAGCACCUGUUCCUGGAGUUUCAUAUUAUGGCUUAGCUCUCGGAACAGCCAUUGGUGGUUCACCGACUUCUAGAAUCGCAGCGUACAAAGUAUGCUCUGACAACUGUGCCGACUCAGCAAUUUUAGCAGGAAUGGACGCUGCAAUUCAUGAUGGGGUUGAUAUAAUGUCACUAUCGCUGGGCCCUGAUUCCCCUAUUGUUAAUAUAUGGGAAGAUUCAGUAGCCAUUGGUGCGUUUCAUGCCGUUGAGCAUGGAAUUAUGGUUGUUUGUGCUGCUGGUAAUGCCGGACCUUCUAAUUCAAGUGUCACAAAUGAUGUACCUUGGAUAACGACCGUGGCUGCUUCGACAAUUGACAGACACUUCUAUGCUAGUGUUGUUUUGGGUAAUAAUCACGUUAUCAAGGGCGGAGGCAUUCAGUUUUCAAGUUUAAGCGACUCUCCAAAAUAUCCGCUAAUAGACGGUGUCUCGGCCAAGGUUCAAUCUCAUAACAUCAGCGACAAAUUAGCAAGAAAUUGUCAAGCAGGUUCAUUAGAUACAAGCAAGGUCAAAGGACGUAUAGUUCUAUGUUUCAGUGAGAUAAGUGGAUCGCCUACGUUCAGUGUAAUUAUGAAUCAAGGCGCACGUGGACUCGUUCUGGUUAACGAUGAUAAGAGAAUUGAAGAUAACAUUAUACUAGAAGGGUUUUUAACGUUUCCUUUUUCGAUUAUCAGUUCCAAGGAUGGGAAUGCAAUUCUCUCUUAUAUACGAUCAAAUAGGAAUCCGACUGCAACUAUCCGAAGGUCUGGAACAUCUACAGGCUUCAAGCCAGCACCUGUCAUUGCUGAUUUCUCAUCCAGAGGCCCAUCCUGUUUAUCACAUAAUCUUCUCAAGCCAGAUAUUACGGCACCAGGAGUGAAUAUUAUAGCGGCAUGGAGUAAAAUGAACCCGGAAUUUGCACUCCCAGGACAGGCUCCUCCAGAUUAUGUCAUAAUAUCUGGAACGUCAAUGUCGACCCCGCACAUUACAGGAAUAGCUGCCUUAAUCAAGUCCCAACAUCCCACUUGGGACCAUUCCGCCAUCAGAUCUGCUAUUAUGACUACAGCUGUUCAAACAUGUAUCGAUGGAUCUCCAAUUCUAAGAUUACCAGGAUUAGAAGAAGCUACUCCAUAUGAUUUUGGGGCAGGGCAUGUGAACAUAGAACAAGUGAUGAAUCCGGGGCUAAUUUACGAGACACCUAUCACUGAGUACUAUCUCUUUCUUUGCAAUUAUGGAUAUAACAUUUCAACAAUCAAGCUUAUUGCAAAGAAUAUUCCAGAAGGAUUUUCUUGUCCGAAGAAUGCAAAUACAGCAUUAAUCUCCAACAUGAAUUAUCCAUCAAUAGCCAUCGCGAAGUUCAAGAGAUAUACAGAGAGGAAAGUAACAAGAACUGUCACAAAUGUUGGUGAUGAAGACGAGGCAGUAUAUGAAGUAACAGUGGAUGCUCCUGAACAUCUCAAUGUGCAAGUCAUACCAGAGACUUUACAUUUUACGCAGAAGUAUCAGAAGCUAAGUUUUGAUGUUAUUUUCUCGACAAAAUAUACUUUCAAGAGUGAUAUAUUUGGUUGGAUCACUUGGAGCAAUGGAAACUACAGAGUCCGUAGUCCUUUCGCUUUGAGCCUUACUGAUAGGUCCAGUAAAUGAUCUUGAACAAAUGUUCUACCUCUUCUAUGUAUAGUUCUACCUCUUCUAUGUAUAACCAUCAUAUUUAUAAAUAAAAGAAUAUAAUCAUAUUAGUUUAACGUAUAAUA